Molecule: messenger RNA, 3833 nt
Organism: Thalassophryne amazonica
Lineage: Eukaryota; Metazoa; Chordata; Actinopteri; Batrachoidiformes; Batrachoididae
Gene: aplp1
Product: amyloid beta (A4) precursor-like protein 1
Biological process (GO): axonogenesis; central nervous system development
Cellular component (GO): Golgi apparatus; plasma membrane
Molecular function (GO): transition metal ion binding; alpha-2C adrenergic receptor binding; alpha-2A adrenergic receptor binding
Source: RefSeq, a predicted model, not a curated record
UCAUGCACGUUGCGCACUGGAGGACGCGGAGGAGACAGCGCAGGAAGGCGCAGUGCUCAUCACUUCAGCCAUUUAUUUCACAAGAACAGGAGAACGAACAGCAGGCUUGAAAAUGGGACGUAACGCAGUACCUAUUUUUCUGGCUGUAUUGUCCUGCUGCGUGUGGCGAAACGCUGAGGCAAUAUCCAUAGUUGAGGUGAACAGAGCCCGCUCCCUGGUGGCAGAGCCACAGAUUGCCAUGUUCUGCGGUCGUCAACUCCUCCAUAUGAACCCAGAGCUCGGCCAAUGGACGGAUCCUCAGGGCCGCCAGGACUGCUUCACGGACCGAAGUCAAAUCCUCUCCUAUUGCCAGAAGAUGUACUCGAAUCUUCAGAUCACCCACGUAGAGGAGUCCUUUAGACCUGUUACCAUCCAUUCCUGGUGUAAAAAAGGUUGGGGCCACUGCCAGACACACCCCUUCAUAGUGCUGCCCUACCGCUGUCUAGAGGGUGAGAAUAUGCGUGAAGCCCUGUUGGUUCCAGACCGAUGCCGUUUCCUUCGUCAGGAGAACAUGGAUACCUGCAAGAGUCACGUGUACUGGCACAACAUUGCUAAAGAGUCGUGCACUGUCGACAACCUGGAGCUCCACAGCUAUGGGAUGCUGUUGCCAUGUGGAGAUAAUUUCCGGGGAGUGGAAUACGUUUGCUGCCCGGGCAGAGGGAGCUCUGGCAGCAAGGUCGACACAGAGGGAGACGAUGUCCCCGCUGCUCCACAGACGCCCCUGACCAGCAGCAAACUGAAUUCUAUCGCCAAAGUGACUGCACCCACUCCCAGCCCAUCCCCUGAUCCAGACUUGGAUGAGGCGGACAUGGAAGAAGAAGAUGACGAAGUGGUGGAGGAAGAGGAAGAAGAGGAGGAGCAGGAAGAAGAAAUCAAUGAUGAAGAGGAGGCAGAAGAAGAAGAUGAGGAGGAGGAGGAAGAGGAGGAAGUUGGAGCUGUGAAAGAACCAGAGGAGUAUGAAUACCCCACUUACUCAGUGGGGAAUUCAUACCAGCCGUCUGACUUUUUGGACUCAUUCUACUAUGAAAAAAGCCACAAACCCACAACGUCACCUCCCUUAACGAAGGGAGACAACCUGAUUACACCGCGGCCCACAGAUGGAGUCGAUGUUUACUUUGAAAUGCCAGGUGAUGACAGUGAGCAUGCCAACUUCCUGCGUGCCAAAACAGACCUGGAGGAGCGGAGAAUGAAGCGAAUCAAUGAGAUCAUGAAGGAAUGGGCAGAGGCUGACAACCACUCAAACAAUUUGCCAAAAUCUGAACGACAGGCUUUGAAUGAGCACUUCCAGACUGUGCUGCAGACGCUGGAGGAGCAGGUGGCUGGAGAGAGGCAGAGGCUGGUGGAGACUCAUUUAGCCAGAGUGGAGGCCACGCUUAACAACAACCGCCGCCUGGCCCUGGAGAGUUACCUGACCGCUGUCCAGACUGAACCUCCACAGCCCGAGCGCGUGCUGCAGGCCCUGAAGCGCUAUAUGGCUGCCGAGCAGAAGGAUCGCAGACACACACUCAGACACUAUCAGCACAUUGAGGCUGUCGACCCCCAGAAGGCUGAGCAGAUGAAAUUCCAGGUCUACACCCACCUCCAUGUGAUUGAGGAGAGGAUGAACCAGAGUCUGGCAUUGCUGUACAAGGUUCCUGUUUUAGCUGAGGAGCUGCACAAUGACAUCCAGGAACUGGUGAAGGCAGAGCGAGGAGACAUCAGUGAACUUAUGACCACCUCCUUCACUGACCGCACAACAGAGGAGCUCCUGCCGGCUGAGAGUGAGGAAGAAAAGGAUGAUGAAGAGGAAGAGAACCACACUUUUCAGAAUAGGCCUUACCCUCUCCGUAUUGAACCACAGCCUAAUAAAAAGGCAUCAGCAGCAGAUGAAUAUGAUUAUACCACAUCCGAAAGAGGCCCGACUUAUGAAUAUGAGGAAAAAAUCAACACCUCUGUGGAGCUCAAACAGCUUGUCUACAAAUCCCCAGAGAUUCAGAGAGAUGAACUGCAGCCCGAUGCCUUGGAGACUUUUAAUCGCGGCGCCAUGGUGGGAUUGCUGGUGGUGGCUGUGGCAAUCGCCAUGGUGAUGGUAAUCAGCCUGCUGCUGGUGCGCAGAAAGCCAUACGGCACCAUCAGCCACGGCAUCGUGGAGGUUGACCCCAUGUUGUCCCCAGAAGAACGACAGCUCAACAAAAUGCAGAACCACGGCUACGAGAACCUGACAAUCAUGAAGGAAUGGCAAGCUGACAACCACUCAAACAAUUUGCCAAAAUCUGAACGACAGGCUUUGAAUGAGCACUUCCAGACUGUGCUGCAGACGCUGGAGGAGCAGGUGGCUGGAGAGAGGCAGAGGCUGGUGGAGACUCAUUUAGCCAGAGUGGAGGCCACGCUUAACAACAACCGCCGCCUGGCCCUGGAGAGUUACCUGACCGCUGUCCAGACUGAACCUCCACAGCCCGAGCGCGUGCUGCAGGCCCUGAAGCGCUAUAUGGCUGCCGAGCAGAAGGAUCGCAGACACACACUCAGACACUAUCAGCACAUUGAGGCUGUCGACCCCCAGAAGGCUGAGCAGAUGAAAUUCCAGGUCUACACCCACCUCCAUGUGAUUGAGGAGAGGAUGAACCAGAGUCUGGCAUUGCUGUACAAGGUUCCUGUUUUAGCUGAGGAGCUGCACAAUGACAUCCAGGAACUGGUGAAGGCAGAGCGAGGAGACAUCAGUGAACUUAUGACCACCUCCUUCACUGAAACCCGCACAACAGAGGAGCUCCUGCCGGCUGAGAGUGAGGAAGAAAAGGAUGAUGAAGAGGAAGAGAACCACACUUUUCAGAAUAGGCCUUACCCUCUCCGUAUUGAACCACAGCCUAAUAAAAAGGCAUCAGCAGCAGAUGAAUAUGAUUAUACCACAUCCGAAAGAGGCCCGACUUAUGAAUAUGAGGAAAAAAUCAACACCUCUGUGGAGCUCAAACAGCUUGUCUACAAAUCCCCAGAGAUUCAGAGAGAUGAACUGCAGCCCGAUGCCUUGGAGACUUUUAAUCGCGGCGCCAUGGUGGGAUUGCUGGUGGUGGCUGUGGCAAUCGCCAUGGUGAUGGUAAUCAGCCUGCUGCUGGUGCGCAGAAAGCCAUACGGCACCAUCAGCCACGGCAUCGUGGAGGUUGACCCCAUGUUGUCCCCAGAAGAACGACAGCUCAACAAAAUGCAGAACCACGGCUACGAGAACCCCACUUACAAAUUCUUUGAGCAGAUGAACUGAGGUAGUGGGGUUGCCAUCAAAUCAUGCCUGACCACUUGUUUUGUCGAUUCACUAUUCAUCGCUGUGAUGAACCAGCCACACUCCCUGUGAUAGAUUUAGUGACUGACUAAUUGUGGGUGUGUUUCAUACUCAUUGUAAAUGACCAACAAUCAUGAUUCCCUGAGUGUGAUUGAUCAGAUGAUUCCAACUGACAUUGCCACCUUCACCUCUAGUCUGAGACAUUGUUCCAUUAGACUUUCAUAAUCCUGAAAACAGCCACCUUAUAGACAGCAGUCAAUUAUCAGUGGCAUGACUUGGUCCAUUGCUCCUCACUACACAAACCCGAAAGGUGCAUAAUGCUUUAGAGUACAUCUUUUUCAUUUGUAGUCUCUUUGUUUAGAUAUAAAGUUUCUGUGUAGAUGAGUGUCAAUUGCAGCCUAGUUAAAUUAUUGUGUAAUUUGCUAUUUCAAAUCCACUCAGUGAUUAAGAAAAAAAGCCAACUAUCAAGUUCAUUGUAAAACAAACAUUACUUCCACAAGGUACUGUAAUGUUGGAUAAUACGUCUAAUAGUGAGACAUUACCAUCA